AUGUCUACCCCCAACUUCUCAGACCACGACGUGGAGCUCUUCGGGCUCCCCUCCGCUGGCCUCACCAACUACAUGGGUUCGCCCUUCCAGCUCUCGCUGGACUCUGAUAACGGCGCUUUCUCCCCUGCUCCUCAGGGGACUGUCUCACCCAAGGACAUCAUGAACGAUGGCAGCUCCUUCCCGCCCUCGACCACUUUCACGGAUAUGAGCACUCCAUCUUUCGAGUCUCCAGGUGCCGCUUUCAGCUCCAACACUUCUCCAAUGUUCGCCGAUCUGGAUGUCCUGAACCAGCAUGACUGGGCUCCCCUGUUUGACGACGCUACGGCCCUUGAGACUCUUCAAACCUUUGGCCUCACUGCUGUGGAGGAGACUGACGCUAAGCACGACAUUGCGGAGCCGACUAUCACUGUGCCUGCUGCCCCUAAGCGUGUCUCUGCCUCCAAGUCAAUCUCGUCUCCAAUCUCCGCCACUGGCGGCGCCAAGCCCUCGAGCGUCGCUGGGAUCUCUCGCUCGCGCAAGGAGCUGUCUCCCGUUGCCUUUGAUCCCAGUGACCCGGUGGCUGCCAAGCGUGCCCGAAACACCGAGGCCGCUCGCAAGUCACGAGCCAAGAAGCUCGAGCGCCAGAUGUCUGCUGAGGCCCAGAUCGCAGAGUUGCGACGACAGGUCGCUGAGCGCGAUGAGUUGAUCGCAAGCCUCCAAGCCCAGCUGAAGACGCAGCAGCAGUUCUCCUAA
Molecule: messenger RNA, 732 nt
Organism: Penicillium subrubescens
Lineage: Eukaryota; Fungi; Ascomycota; Eurotiomycetes; Eurotiales; Aspergillaceae
Gene: cpcA
Product: amino acid starvation-responsive transcription factor GCN4
Exons: 2
Coding region: 1-732 (243 amino acids)
Biological process (GO): positive regulation of cellular response to amino acid starvation
Cellular component (GO): transcription regulator complex
Molecular function (GO): RNA polymerase II cis-regulatory region sequence-specific DNA binding; DNA-binding transcription factor activity, RNA polymerase II-specific
Source: RefSeq, a predicted model, not a curated record